UUUAUUACAAUAUUUGAAUAUAAACAGUGGAAUUGUGCAGAAUUCCAUGUCACCAGGUAACGCUAUAUAAACAGCUGCGUUUCUGGAUCAGAUCAGAAGAUCAGAGUUUUACGGACCUGCUGAUCCUCACUGCGCUCUACUGCUCUCUUUACCAGCUGCUCCACACCUUCACCCACUGCACCAGUGACUCUACUGGAGUUACUGGUGCUCCACCCAACACCGUACCAACUCAACCUCACCUGCAAUCCACUCCAUCUACAGUUCAUUACACUUCAACAUCAUCCACUUUCAUAUCCACACACUCCAUUCACGUUCACAUUCACACGCACACUCCAUAUACACACACACACACACACACAAACACACACACACACACACACAAACUUCUCCAGUUUUCUCCAACAGGAUCAUCAACAUCAUGGCCAGCUCACCUCGGCCCAUCCAGGACAUCGUUCACCAGGAAGAAGAAAAGAAGACGCUGAAGAGGAGCAGGAAGAGAUCCUCCAUCCAGCUGUCUCCUGCACCUCCUGCAGUGAAGAAGCAGAAGAUCCAGGAGUCUGCAUCUACACGUUACCUGAGGGAUGGAUCAUCAUCGUCCUCCUCCACGGCGGUACCUGCGGGUGCUGUGCUUUGCCAGGCCACGUCUGCUCUCACUCACGAGACGGUGCUGAAGGACGUCUGGUGUGCUGAGCUGCUGGACUUGCUAGGCGAGUUCCUGUGCCGCCGCUGCAGACGCCUGGAAGACUUCACUCCUGAGGUCUCCACGAAGUGGCUGCGCAGCGUGGACAUGGUCCUGGUCAUGGCCAGAGGACACUGGAAGCCCUUCCUCUGCCCGGGCAGCGUGGUCUUCCUCUACAUGGUGUGCCGGGACUCCAUCUCAGCGGAGGUGUCCAGCGAGCACGAGAUGUGUGUUGAGCUGCUCACCUGCUUUUUCGUUGCGUGCUCCUACAUCGGCACUCAGCUCGGCUACCCCGCACGGCCUUUCAUGCUGGAGAGGAACAGGCAGGACUUCUGGGAGCGCACUCUGGACAUCACCAAGCGCAUGAGCCAGAAGAUGCUGCUGAUCAACACCUCUCCGCAGUUCUUCUCCCAGGUCCUCGCUGACCUGAAGAACAGGACAGACGAUUAGAAGAUUGUGAGGAAAGAAGGAAUAACAGGAUAAAUAGAGAAGACAGAAAUAGGUGUGGGACAGUAUAUCAAUAUUGCGAUAUAUCGUAACGAUACGUGGCGUCAAAUAUCGAUAUUUUUAUUAAAACACAGGCGACCCGUCCCCAAAAUUUAGCUUACUAAAGUCAGUACUUUAUUACUCCAUGUGGUGGCGCUAAUCAAAUAAAUAGGGUAAACCUGCGGUAGAAAAUAUUGGUUGGUUGGUGUGAAACUAAUGUGGAAUUCAUUUAAGCUCCUCACCGGUUCUUCGGCACUUCGGUUCUUGGCUGUAUAAAAUUUUCCCAGGAUAUGAAAUUGUUUGCUCUGUUCGUUCACUGUGGAUCUCUGCCUUACUCAACCUGGCUCUACCUUCAGCCUCGUUACGUCAUGUGAUCACAGUCUGCAGCAUGAAGACCUCUCCCCGUUUCUGCAUGCAGGUAAUGCAUGCUGAGUUUGUGUUUAUUCACAAUGUUCCUGCAACUCUUUCGAUGUGUAUAUCGUAAGACUUAUAUGACGAUAAUGAUAACGAUAGGAUUUAUCUUACAGCUCUAAUACAGAUCCAACAACUGUCUAUUUAUUACUAAAUCGCUUACUAGGAAACACUGUUUAGUAUUAGAUUUAAAACCAGUUCAAUGCAGUAUUAGGCAAUGAAUCUAAACAGAUCUGAAGCUAAAAUUAAAAAACAAGUAGGUAAUGACAUCAAAUGUAAAAAAAAAAUAGUAAGACCAAUUAUUAGAAUAAUUAUUAUAAGUUGAUAUUUCAAAUUAAACCACAAUUGCAGGACACUUGGAUAGGACUGGACCAGGCUUAUUUGACAGCUUAUAUUUAGUAUAUAUUAAUCUGUUGUGCUGUCCGGUGUCAACCAGAGGAGGACUGGUUCCCCUUUUGAGUCUUGGUUCCUCUCAAGGUUUCUUCCUCUUUAUCUGGAGAGUUUUUCCUUGCUACUGUCGCCACUGGCUUGCUCAAAAGGGGCUCGGACCCGGACCUAGCUAUUUAGUUUUAUUUUACAUUAAACAGACCAACUAAAAAAGUUUUGUCACGUUUAUAAACUUUAAUUAAUAAUCUUAAUUUAUUUAUAUUGAGGCACUAAAGUAAAGUAACGUAUAAUAAGAUCUCGCUGGAUGUAAAGGAUGCUUCCUCCUCCUCUAUAGUUAAAGAACGCUUGUGGAAAUGGGAACGGCAGCAGCAGGGCCCUCCUCAUGGCAUCUGUCCUGUUUUAGGAAGCAACAGUUCUGUUUAAA
This is a messenger RNA of Astyanax mexicanus (Mexican tetra), 2387 nucleotides long. RefSeq names its product cyclin-dependent kinase 5 activator 1-like. Gene Ontology annotation, biological process: activation of protein kinase activity; positive regulation of cyclin-dependent protein serine/threonine kinase activity. Bases 419 to 1129 code for a protein of 236 amino acids. The record is from RefSeq and is a predicted model, not a curated record. Gene Ontology annotation, cellular component: cytoplasm; protein kinase 5 complex. Lineage: Eukaryota; Metazoa; Chordata; Actinopteri; Characiformes; Acestrorhamphidae. Gene Ontology annotation, molecular function: protein kinase binding; cyclin-dependent protein serine/threonine kinase activator activity. The transcript is spliced from 2 exons.